Cyanistes caeruleus (blue tit) is the source of this 4007-nucleotide messenger RNA. NCBI's taxonomy places the organism in Eukaryota, Metazoa, Chordata, Aves, Passeriformes, Paridae. The record is from RefSeq and is a predicted model, not a curated record.
UCUCCACCCCCAGCCCGGGACACUCGGCCUCUCCGUCGGGAGCAGGGAUGCCGGCUGUCCUCCUGGCGGGCUGUGCCAGCCACGUGCCGUCUCCUCGGAGUAUUUUCCAGGCGUGUGUCCCUGCCUCGCUGGGUCACUGAGCCCUCCGUAGUCUGUGAAAAAUCACAGCCCCCCUGCUUCAUCGGGAUCCUUCAGGAUUCUGGCUGCGGCGGCAUCGCUUCGGGAGCCAUGGGCCGCCGGCUCAUCCACGGUGUCUCCGGAGCCGCACUCUUCCUCGCCAGCGUGGCUCUCCUCUCUGUGUGGCACCCUGGGGCUCGGGAAGCAGCUCGCUACCCAGGGCUCUGGGAAGGGAUGUUGGAGAAGCCAGAGCAACAGAGAGAAGGCAGCCCAGAGGGAGUUGGUGGCAGGGGGCAGAAGGACCUCAAACUCCAUCCUCCGGAGGUAUACAGGAGUGAGGGCAGCCUGACGCUUGGGGACAUUUUCAUAGCUGUGAAGACAACCAAGAGGUUUCACCAGAGCAGGAUGGAGCUGCUCCUGGACACGUGGAUAUCCCAGGUCAGCGAACAGACCUACAUCUUCACUGAUGAAGAAGACGGUGCCUUGAAAAGCAGAAUGGGUGGCCAUGUGAUCUUCACCAACUGCUCUGCUGAGCACAGCCACCUGGCCCUGUCCUGCAAGAUGGCUGCAGAGUUCGACGCCUUCCUGGCCAGCGGCCUGAGCUGGUUUUGCCACUUGGAUGAUGACAACUACCUGAACCCUCGGGCGCUCCUGAAGCUCUUGUCCUCUUAUGCGGAGACGUGGGAUGUUUACCUGGGCAAACCCAGCCUGAACCGACCCAUCUGGGCCUCUGAAACGCUGCCAAACAACCAGACGCUUCCUUGCAGCUGUGUGAACAGCACGGACAGCGAGGAUGGCUGCACCCCGCUGCACCUGGCGUGCCGCAAGGGGGACAUGGAGUGCCUGCUGGAGCUGCUGGAGUGCCACGCGCGGGUGGACAUCACCGACAGGAACGGGGAGACUGUUUUCCACUAUGCUGUGCGAGGAAACAACCCCCAGAUCGUUGAGCUCCUGGGCAGAACCCCAACUACUGGUUUGGACCACCUGAACCACGAGGGGCUGACAGCUCUGCACCUGGCGUGCCAGCUGGGCAAGGAGGACAUGGUUCGGUCCCUGCUGAAGUGCCGUGCCAGCUGCAGCGUUGUGGGCACACUGGGCUACCCCAUCCACACAGCACUGAAGUUCUCCCAGAAGGGGUGUGCCCAGGCCAUUCUCGAGGCAGAUGCCAGCCAGGUUUGCUCCAAGGACCCACGCUACGACGCCACUCCACUGCAUUGGGCAAAGAAUGCAGAGAUGACCCGGCUGCUGCUGGAGUACGGCUCGGAUGUGAAUGCGAGCAGCUGCACGGCCGACAUGGCUCUGCACAUUGCGGUCCAGCGGGGCCGCCUGGACUGCGCCAUGGUCCUGCUGACACACGGCGCCCACACCAACGCCCGGGGACGCGAUGGCAACACACCGCUGCACCUGGCCAUGAAGCAUGACCACCUGGAUAUGAUCAAAGCAAUCAUUGUCUUUGGAGGAGAUGUUGAGGUCCCGAAUGAUUUUGGGGAGACACCAGGAUUGUUGGCAGCCAGGAGCAGCAAAGGUGCAAACCGGAAAGUGCUCUUAGACCUGCUGCAAACUGUAGGGACCGAACGCUGCCACCCACCUCCCAACACUGACUCCCCAGGCCUGGAAUCAUCUGCUGUCUCCUUCCUGGAAGGCCAGCCUUCCUCACGGAGCAACCUCAACAGCUUAGGGUACAAGGACUUUUUGUAUAUUUCCACAACGCUCGGACAGUUGUUGAAGGCACCAGAUGUUGUGGACAUGCCCAGUGAGGCUAGAAGAAAUCAGGACCGGCUCCUGUGCUUGGAUGGAGGGGGCAUCCGUGGCCUUGUGCUCAUCCAGCUUCUCCUGGCUAUUGAAAAGGCCGCAGGCCGUCCCAUUCGUGAGAUUUUUGACUGGAUUGCAGGGACCAGCACUGGAGGGAUCUUGGCCUUGGCUAUUGUACAUGGGAAGUCCAUGGACUACAUGCGCUGCCUGUACUUCCGCAUGAAGGACAUGGUGUUCCGGGGGUCUCGGCCCUACGAGUCGGAGCCCCUGGAUGAGUUCUUGAAGAAGGAAUUUGGGGAAAACACCAAAAUGACAGAUGUCCGAAAACCCAAGGUUAUGGUGACAGGGACAUUGUGUGACCGACAGCCAGCUGAGCUCCACCUUUUCCGGAAUUACCCUGUACCAGAGACAAAAUGCUCCACUGAAUACAAGACAAGUGCAUCUUUCCAGCCACUCACUCAGCCAGAAGAGCAGCUCGUGUGGCGUGCUGCCCGCUGCAGCGGUGCAGCUCCCACUUAUUUCCGACCCAUUGGCCGUUUCCUGGAUGGAGGGCUGCUGGCCAACAACCCCACCCUUGAUGCCAUGGCAGAGAUCCAUGAGUACAACAAGACACUGAUCAAAAAGGGUCGGAAGCAGGAAGUGAGAAAAUUGGGGUUGGUGGUCUCCCUGGGAACAGGGAAGCCUCCACAGGUCCCAGUGAGCUCUGUGGAUGUUUUCCGCCCCUCAAACCCUUGGGAAUUGGCGAAAACCGUCUUCGGGGCCAGGGAGCUUGGCAGGAUGGUGGUGGAUUGUUGCACUGACGCAGAUGGCCCAGCUGUGGAUCGUGCCAGGGCCUGGUGUGAGAUGACGGAUGUCCCAUAUUUCCGGCUCAGCCCUCAGCUGCACACAGAGGUGAUGCUGGAUGAGGUGAACGACGCCGUGCUGGUGAACGCUCUGUGGGACACCCAGCUCUACAUCUACCAGCAGCGGGAGCAGUUUGAGCAGCUGGUGCAGUAUCUCUGCCGAUGACUGACCUGGAGAUUCCCGCUCUGCGUUCUGAAGGCAAGGAGCAGCAGAUGCUUGAAUGGCUCAGAUUUACCCUUGAGCCAAGGUGUUGAGGUGGGGGAGAGACCUGUAGUAGUCGAAGAGAGAGGAAUUAGUAUUGAAUAGACAACAGUGCACAUACACAUGUAUUCCCAGACACAGAAUGUAUGACAUGUAUGAUAGCUGUGAAAUGCUGACAGUUAUCUUUGUGCUGUAAACCCAUCUCUGCUGCUGUGCUUGGUUUUGCUGCCCUGCUCUCUGACCCAGAAUAUCCAGAGCCCUCACCUACUUGUCUUGAGCUGUAGCAGCUGGAACAUCUCCGGUCUGUGCAGUAACUCCACUGACAAAGCACCGUGCACCUUCCUGUGUCACAGAAUGGGCCUAGGCCUGAUAAAGCUUCAGGGAUUGCUUGGCCCACUGGGCCCAAGGUAUUUCAGGUUGUAUAGUAUGGGAAAAAGGGAUUAUUUUUCCUUCAACACACCCAGUUCGGAGGGGAGCAGAAAUGCUGCACGUUUUUGCAGUAGGUAUGAUACAGAAAGUUGCAACUGGCCUUGGGAGAAGGGCAAGCCUUUCCUGAGACAAUUGUCUUCUGCAACAGCUUCUCCUUUCCCCUCUGAGAUGGGCUGACAACACUAUGCCUGGGGAGGGAGCAGCCUCCCCACCCAGGACUUUAUUGUGCCACUGAUUUGCUGUGUUACACUUUGCGCAGGGGCUGAGAUGUGAAAGCCUGUCUUUACUCACAGCAAGUUCAGUGGAAGGGACAAAAGCCUUGGCUUGGUAGAGAGAUCAUUUCUCUUUAUUCUUAACAUGAAACUGAAAUGCUCUGAGAUCGGUUCCCAGCAAAGAAGCCAGCCCUGUGACAAUUUGGAUUUGCUUUUUUAUUACAACUGGAAAUUCUACUGUGAUUGCUACACCACUCGUUGUUUCUGCAGUAAUUUUUGCACAUUUAUAAAUAAUUUAUGUAUCUAUCCGAAGGUGUUUUGAAGAGUAACCUGAAAAACUGAAUUUUUAAUGUUUUUCUUUUGAGUGAAUGGACUGCUGCUGCCUGUUUCUGUGAGAAACCUAACAUGUUCUAAAAUAAAGAAGGAUUUGCAUUUGGUUCCAAUGUCAUGCAA